This is a messenger RNA of Belonocnema kinseyi, 2936 nucleotides long. It is a transcript of the gene l(2)dtl, whose product is annotated as protein lethal(2)denticleless. The record is from RefSeq and is a predicted model, not a curated record. The transcript has 8 exons. NCBI's taxonomy places the organism in Eukaryota, Metazoa, Arthropoda, Insecta, Hymenoptera, Cynipidae. Gene Ontology annotation, biological process: mitotic G2 DNA damage checkpoint signaling; proteasome-mediated ubiquitin-dependent protein catabolic process. Gene Ontology annotation, molecular function: protein binding; protein-macromolecule adaptor activity. Bases 88 to 2097 code for a protein of 669 amino acids. Gene Ontology annotation, cellular component: nucleus.
CGCGCAUUGCUAAUCUAAAAUCUGUGAUGUAAACAAAAUUAUUCUUCGGAUUCUAAUUAUUAUCGUUUUAGUAAAUGUAGUGGCAAAAUGAGCAUUUUCAGCUCGAUUGUGAGACGACAAUUGGGGUUCGAAGGAACAACGAAUUAUGACGUGGCUGUACAACGCCUAAAGUGUUACAGCACAGACGUAUAUCGUGGUGUAACUCCGAACCACGGUGCACCUGAUUUUAAUCCAGAACCGCCAAUUUUUGCCUGUCGUUUUUGUCCUAUAAAAGGGCACGAGCAAUAUAUAGCUUUAGCUAACGAAGAUGGAAAUAUUGCUUUACAAGACACGACUAAAAAAGGACAGCCAAAUGAGCAAUUGCAAGGCCAUGAGGCGCAUCGAAAUGCAAUUUUCGAUUUGUCGUGGAUGCCAAAGGAAAUGAAACUCGUUACUGCAUCCGGAGACCACUCAGCUCGCUUAUGGGAUGUUACACCUACUGGCUUCAAUUUAAUUCAAUCCUUCGUCGCUCAUACGCGAAGUGUAAAAAAUGUCGUUUUUCGUCAGCAAGAUAACGCGGUCUUUGCGACGGGAGCUAGAGAUGGAGUAAUAAUGGUUUGGGACACUCGAGCUAAUCACGGCGUGAAUCCAAAACCAGACAAUUGCAUGAUGAAUGCACACGCUAUUGGCAAAAGUCUCUCUAAUAGUGCAAAGAAAAAGUGUUUGACACCUGCAUCUCGAUCUCAAAGUAUUACAGGUCUCGCCUUUCAGGAUGAUUUUACUUUAAUAUCUUGUUCAGCAGGAGACGGUUUAAUAAAAGUCUGGGAUCUAAGAAAAAACUACUCAGUUCACAAAAAAGAUCCAAUGGCGAAGCACGUUUUAGAGUACUCAGGAGGAAGCACACGAAAUGGAUUCACGUCUUUGCAAAUUUGCCCAGCUGGCAUUAGACUUUACGCAAGUUGCAUGGACAAUACCAUUUAUGCUUACAAUAUUUCGACUUAUUCAUCAGAACCAAUUGCAGAGUAUUUUGGAAACCAGACGUCAACUUUCUACAUUAAAAGUUGUCUGAGUCCAGAUGGCCAGUAUUUAUUAAGUGGUUCUAGUGAUAUAUUCGCCUAUUUGUGGCGGACAGACAAGCCGGGAAAACCUCUCGUUAGACUUGCAGGACACUCGGCAGAAGUUACGUGUGUCACCUGGUGCAGUGUUGGCGAAACAAAGAUCGUGACUUGUUCAGACGACACUUACCACCGGAUAUGGAAAGUAGGUAUCGAAAACUCAACUGACGACGAGCGGCAUGAUCUUCAUGGUCAAGCAGAACCAGUCACUAUGAAUGAAAUUGCAGUGCAAAGGAUACAUAGGACUCAGAGGACUCCCACCAUUCGAAGAAGACGGUCACCAACUCGAGAUCGAACGCCUUCAUCAGGAAACGGACGUGGAACAUCUCCAAUGCCAAAUCCGGAAGAUUCUGCAUCAAACUGUGAUUCCUCCCAAGAAAAUCAUCCCCGCAAUUCCCAAAAACGCACUUACGCAGAAAUGACCGGAGAAGCAAGUACACACAAAGCAAUUUUGUCCCCAAUUCAGGAAAAUUCCGAGUCCUCUUCAAAGCGUGCUCACACCGAAACUCGAGGAGCACGAAGAUUAUUCAGUCCUGAAAAUAAUAGAGCAGCGAGAUCGCGAGAAAUCGAUAUCGAGGAAGCUGGUCCAAGUACUUCCCGACAAUCGGAAAGUCCUGACUCGCAUUUUUCGCCGACCUCAAAUCUCCCGAAUUUCGUCAUCGACGGAACAGCGCCCCACCUGAACGAGUCGUCGCCGCGAAAGUCGAAAGAAAAUGUCGACUGGCUGACGAAAAUCCGCAAAGAGAAGAUGUGUCAAAAGAAGAGUGAACAGAAGACGAAAGGCUCGGCGGAAAAAGUGGUGAAUAGUCCUAAAACGCCUCAAGUGACACCAGCCCGGCGAUCCAGUCGAUCGAAAUCUACCGAAGCUCGUAGUAAAACGCCCAAAAGUCCAGCUGGUCCUUUACUCAAUUUUUUCAAAAGCACUAAUGCACACAAAGACUGUGAAAAAGAGACGCCGCAGAAGAGCAAGGAUUCGCCAAGGACAAGUCCGUCAAAGCAAUGACGGAAAUUGUUGCACAACAAACACAAUAUCAGUAUUUUUUAAUCUAAGGACGGGCUCGAUGUUGAAUCUCGUUUCUGCCGCAUUUAUCUGUGUACAAAAUCUCCAAGACUUUUAUGCUACAUUUUAUUAUGUUUAAAUCUUUAAACUUUUUUCAGGGUGUCCGCAAAACAGAUGAGAAUUUUGCAAGAAAUUUCUUUGUUAAAAGAAGAAAAAAAGAAGAAGAAAAAAAAGAAACAGUCGAGAUUUCCAAAAAAUUCUUGCUGUUAAUUUGUUCUUUCUUCUGAGUUGUAUAUUAUUAUUAAUUAUUAUGAAGAAAAUUUCAUAAAUUUCUUCCUUGUGUUUCACGUACUAUUUAAAAGAAGAAACAGAAGCGGGUAAAAAAACUUAGAUUUGUAGAAAAGGAAAGAAUUGUGUAUAUUUUUUGGACAUCCUGCGUCUCCUGUGUAAUUUUUGUGGUCGUAGAAAUCUGAAAGAUGCAUGUCAUGACGUAAGAAUAUUUAAUUGUCGGAUUUAACUGUUUUCUUUUUUUUUCUUCUGCUGCUGCUGCCGAUUUAAAACUGUGCCAUUUAGGACUUAAAUACUCAAAUCGGUGGAAAAAAUCGUCGCGUUAAGGAAUUAGGUUGAUAGGAAAUUAUGUUAGAACUAAGUUCUGAAAGUUGAAAAAGAGAAUAGCCAGUUGUAUGUACAAAAACUGAACGCAUUAGAGUAGAUUUUUGUUCCAUUUUGGUAACUGAGAAGUAAGAACGACUUGAACGCUUCCAAGUGACAGUAAAUUAUAUUUUAAUAUUUUAUAUGAAAAUCUUUAUAACGAAAAUAAAGUUAUAUAUCUCGUUGAAAUU